This is a messenger RNA of Aspergillus novofumigatus IBT 16806, 2306 nucleotides long. RefSeq names its product putative C2H2 transcription factor (Seb1) (gene sebA). Lineage: Eukaryota; Fungi; Ascomycota; Eurotiomycetes; Eurotiales; Aspergillaceae. Bases 302 to 2236 code for a protein of 644 amino acids. The transcript is spliced from 3 exons. The record is from RefSeq and is a predicted model, not a curated record.
CAUUGGAUAUAACAUCAGUAUCCAAGGCUGGCAAGGAAGAUCCAACUGUCGAUCCCUCCAGUCCAUUCCUUCAUUCAAAAGAAGAGACACUCCCUCGAUAUACACUCAUUCAUCUCCAGUAUUGUCGCCUAAUAUUCGUCACUCUUCAUCGAGCUGCGACAUCGCCAACAACGCACUGGAGGACACAUACAGGUCAAUUAUACGUAUAGCAUAAUCAGCAAACAGCAAGGCAAGGAUCAGAGCUUCAUCUACUCUGAGUCCUGGUCGACUUCAUCAUCUUCAGACACAGUAACCCGCAACAAUGGACGCAACAUACACUAUGGCACAGACCCCAGUGCAGGGACAGCCAUCAUUUGCAUACUACCCAACAGAGUCGCAAUCGCGGCAGCAACAUUUCACCAGUCACCCGUCUGAGAUGCAGUACUAUGGACAAGUGCCGCCUUUCCCACAGCAACAAGCACAACAACAGCAUAGCAUGCCAGAACAACAGCCCGUCUACGCUGCUCAACCUAUGUUGAACAUGCAUCAGAUGGCCACAACCAAUGCCUUUCGAGGUGCCCUGAGCAUGACUCCCAUUGCCUCCCCACAGCCAACUCACCUCAAGCCUACCAUCAUCGUGCAGCAGGACUCCCCAGUUCUCAUGCCUCUGGACACGAGAUUCGUCAGCAAUGACUUCUAUGGGUUCCCUUCGACCCCACCUCUGUCCACAUCUGGAAGCACCAUCAGCAGCCCCCCGUCCAGCAAUGGCUCUCUUCAUACCCCGAUCAACGAUUGCUUCUUCUCAUUUGAGAAGGUGGAAGGGGUGAAGGAGGGUUGCGAGAGCGAUGUUCACUGUGAGCUCCUGGCCAACACGGGCUGGUCGCGGUCUGACUCGCCUCCUUUGACACCUGGUGUUGAAAGAUCAUGUUGCGGGGACUGUGUUUGGGAAGAAUCUAGGGCUAAGCAGGGGCUAACUGAACCCGUUCCAGUGUUUAUCCAACCUCCAUCCCUCACCGCCAGCCAGAGCUCAGAUCUCCUAUCGGCUCAUGGGUCCUGCCCAUCCCUUUCUCCAUCGCCCUCUCCGGACUCGUCAACGUUCAUCUCUCAUUCUCAGUCAAUUCUCUCAGUUGAGCCCUCUGGAUCCGACUUCUGCGAUCCUCGACAGCUUACCGUCGAGUCGUCAGUCGGAGCACCUGCAGAGCUACCGCCAUUGCCUACUCUUUCCUGCAAUGAGGAGGAACCUAAGGUUGUUUUGGGCAGCGCAACUGUGACAUUGCCGGUUCACGAGGGCUUGUCGCCUUCAUUCUCCAGCUCCUCCGAGGAUCCCCUCGGUUCAUUGCCCACUUUCGACAGUUUCUCCGACCUUGAUUCGGAGGACGAGUUUGCCAACAAGCUCGUCGACUUCCACCCCAUUGGAAACACCUACUUCCUGGGAGAUAAGCGGCAACGUCUGGGAACAUACCUCCUUGAUGAAGACGAGUUCUUGAGUGAACGCAGCUUGGAAGAUUUGGACGACCACGAGGCCUUUGCCCAAUCCGGUCUUCCUUCCGUGGAGUCCUGUGAUCUUCUCGCAGCCGAAGGUGAUGUUACACAGAACACUGAGGAAAUGAGCUCGAAGAAGAGAGCUACCUCUCGCAGGUCGCUUAAGAGGGCCAGCACGUCGGAGAGCAGCUCGGAUAGCCUUGCCAAGAAGACUCAGGCUUCCGCCACCAGCCGCUCUGGUCACUCUGAGACGACUUCCACAAUCCAGCAGUCGACUGCCUCUUCGCGUCAGAACUCAACCGCCAAUACAUCCAGCUCUGAGUCCCCGGCUGCUCCUGUCUCAGUCAACCGUCGUGGUCGCAAGCAAUCCUUGACCGACGACCCCUCGAAGACCUUUGUCUGCUCGCUCUGCUCUCGUCGUUUCCGCCGUCAGGAGCAUCUCAAGCGUCAUUACCGCUCGCUUCACACUCAGGACAAGCCGUUUGAAUGCCAUGAGUGCGGCAAGAAGUUCUCCCGCAGCGACAACCUUGCUCAGCAUGCCAGGACUCAUGGCGGUGGUUCCAUUGUGAUGGGCGUUAUCGACACAAACAGCUCGAACACCCAACCCGCGUUCGAUGAGCCUGAGCCGCGGGCUCUGGGCCUCGCUCUGUACGAGGCCGCCAACGCCGCGACGAGCAAGUCGACAACGAGCGAGUCAUCUGACGGAACUAUUUCAGACACGUCGUCCGUCGGUGGGCGGCCUGCCAAGAAGCGCCGACGGGAGGACCACGUCUGAACUUCCGUUCGCGAGACUACUAGAAGCUCUAUAAUGAUGCGAUGAGACCAGGAGCUCUCCUAAUACUUAA